AGGGGAGGAUUGGCUUGGAAUCCCUUGGAUUCCCAUGUGGCUGUUUCCAUCUCCAUAACCUCCUUUGGGACUUCUGGAAGGUUUUGGACUCCAAAGGCAUUCAGGUUUUAUAGUCCUGCAGAUGAGUGGAUGAGUUGCAGGAUGAACUUUAUGAAAAUAAAAGCUAAACUCUGCCCUCAGUUUGCAAACUGGGAGCCCAGCAGUGCUGAGAGGAGAAGGUGAGACCAGAAGACAGCAGGACUGUGACUGGGUGUGAGGUGUCCAGCAAUGCACAAAGUCCAGCAGAUCCUCCUGAGAGGGUGUGAUCCAGAUGGUGCUUGUGCCUUCAGUCUGAUGGAUUUAAGUAUGGAAGAGGAAUUCUAAAAGUGCUGGGAACAAAGGUGUGGGAAGACAAACCCCAAAGGGACUCUGUGGUGCUGCCUGCCUGCGAGUGACCAGAACAAAUCUCAGAAAAAAUGGAAAAAAAGGCCACAAGCAAUGAGACAGAGCCCCUGACUUCCAAGAAAGAUGUCUCAGGCUGCAGCAAAGGAGAAGACUGUAAAGAGAAUGGACUUCUGGUCAGAAACCCUAAAUCUGCCCUAAGGCUGGUGGAGGAUGGCAACAGAGUGCACCCAAGCCAGGGGGAUAAAGGGGAGGCAGCUCAGAUCUCAAAUGGUUAUUCAGGGGUUCAGAGCUCAGCUCCUUGCAAUGGAGAGGUGGAGGAUGCCCAGGGCACAGCCCCAGCAGCCACCACCACCACCACCACCACAUCCACCACCUGUGGGGCUGAAGCUCAGCAGCAGCUGAUGGAGCUGGAGGACAGGGAGACCUGGAGUAAAAAAAUUGACUUUCUCCUCUCUGUCAUUGGAUAUGCAGUGGAUCUGGGAAACGUGUGGAGAUUUCCUUAUAUCUGCUAUCAGAAUGGAGGAGGAGCAUUCCUCAUUCCUUACACAAUCAUGGCCCUCUUUGGAGGGAUUCCUCUCUUCUACAUGGAAUUAGCACUAGGGCAGUACCACAGGAAUGGCUGUAUUUCCAUUUGGAGAAAAAUAUGUCCUAUAUUCAAAGGAAUUGGCUUUGCCAUCUGUAUCAUAGAUCUUUACGUAGCCUCCUACUACAACACCAUCAUGGCUUGGGCUUUUUACUACCUCAUCUCCUCCUUCACGGCGGAGCUGCCCUGGACCAGCUGCACAAACCCCUGGAACACAGCAAACUGCACCAACUACUUCAGCAAGGACAAUGUCAGCUGGUCCCCACACUCCAUCUCUCCUGCAGAAGAAUUUUAUACCCGCCAGGUCCUGCAGGUGCACAGGUCCAAUGGGCUGGAUGACCUGGGGGGCAUCAGCUGGCAGCUGACCCUCUGCUUGUUGUUAAUCUUCACCAUUGUGUACUUCAGCAUCUGGAAAGGGGUCAAAACAUCUGGCAAGGUGGUUUGGGUGACUGCCACGUUCCCUUACAUCAUCCUCUUCAUCCUGCUCGUGAGAGGUGCAACUUUGCCUGGGGCUUGGAGAGGUGUCCUCUACUACUUGAAACCUGACUGGCAGAAACUCCUGGCCACUGAGGUUUGGGUGGAUGCAGCAGCUCAGAUUUUUUUCUCCCUGGGACCAGGUUUUGGGGUCCUGUUGGCUUAUGCCAGCUACAACAAAUUCCACAACAACUGCUACCAAGAUGCUCUGGUCACCAGCACCGUGAACUGCCUGACCAGUUUUGUGUCUGGCUUUGUCAUCUUCACCGUGCUGGGAUACAUGGCUGAGAUGAGGAAUGAAGAUGUGUCAGAGGUUGCCAAAGACACUGGACCCAGCCUGCUCUUCAUCACCUAUGCAGAGGCCAUUGCAAACAUGCCAGCUUCCACCUUCUUUGCCAUCAUCUUCUUCCUGAUGCUGCUGACGCUGGGCUUGGACAGCACGUUUGCAGGACUAGAGGGAGUGAUUACUGGAGUCCUGGAUGAAUUCCCCCACGUCUGGGGCAAACGCAGGGAAUUGUUUGUCCUUGGUCUGACCAUCGUUUGCUUUUUGGGGUCUCUGGCAACCCUGACAUUUGGAGGAGCAUAUGUGGUGAAGCUGUUUGAAGAAUAUGCCACAGGUCCAGCUGUGCUGACUGUCGUGUUCCUGGAGGCAGUGGCUGUGUCCUGGUUCUAUGGCAUCACCCAGUUUUGCAACGAUGUGAAAGAAAUGCUGGGCUCUGCCCCAGGCUGGUACUGGCGAGUUUGCUGGGUUGCAAUUAGUCCCCUCUUCCUUCUGUUCGUCACUUGCAGCUUUCUGUCCAGCCCUCCUGAGCUGAGGCUUUUUGAUUAUGAUUAUCCCUACUGGACCACAGUUGUGGGUUACUGCAUAGGAACCUCCUCCAUCAUCUUCAUUCCCAUCUACAUGAUCUAUCGCUUGGUCAUCACCCCAGGGACACUGAAGGAGCGUAUUCUGAAAAGCAUUACUCCAGAAACAGCUACAGAAAUUCCCUUUGGAGACAUCCGCAUGAACGCAGUAUAAGCUAACCUGGCUCUGGGGGAGGGAAGAGGAGCACAAAAUGUCACUUUCCCCACCCUGUCCCCACCAAGAACCACCUUUCCAGCUGAGACAACAAACAGAGUUUUCCACAGAGGCUGCACCACCGGCACCAUUGGGAAAGGCGAUGCCUCCAGCACGUUUAUCCAAGCAAUUCAAACAUCCGCUGUGCACCUGCAAGCAGGCAGAACUGAGCACUCAGUCUGGAACAUCCCUGCUCCAGGAGUGGCACCAGGUGCCUGCAGCAGCCCCUCCAGGACCAGCAAGGCAAGGCAGGAUUAGCUGUAGACCCCCAGUGUGUGGCAGUGCUCCUGUGUCUCCUCCCUCCCUGUGAUCGUUCGUACCGGGCAAUGUCGUAUUCGCUUCUAAGGUUCUCUACUUGCUUCAACUACAUGGGAAAACGCACAAAUAUUUCUGAUAGCCAUACAGUACUCGAGUAACGCAGGGGUUUAUAAACGAGGAAGGUCCCUAGGUUUGUGGUGAAGUAGACAGAGGGAGAGGAAAAAUGCUGAGCAGAACAGCUCUGCACACACAGCUGGUAGCACUGGCCUCCCUCUUGUUUCCUCUGGUUUGUAGGUAGUAAUAAUUUCUACUGUUUCUUGCAUUAAAAAAAAAAAAAAAAAUUAGAAAAACAUUUUUUGUGAUGUUUGAGGCUUCACUUUCCUUUAGACCAAAUCAAGCCACAAAAACUCAUCAUGACAAGCACUUAAGUUGCCAGCACUUACUGUACUGUUUCCAUAACCAACCAUUGUCUUGGCAAACCUAUGGAAACUACAGACCAACAGUGAAUCUUUCUGAGUUCUGAUGCCAAAAAGUGCAAUCUUAAAGAUCUCUUUCUCUGCUUCACUUCCUGUUUUUUUUUUUACAGUUAAUUUCACACCUAAAAUUUGCUGGAGCCUGUGGGAUUUUCCUCCUCUUUCCUAGUGCAGAAGUACAUUUAGAACAAUCCUUUUGGCUGGCUGACAAAAGUACAUUUACAACUACCCAAACCUACUUUGAAGGUUUAGUAGCUCACAUUCUAAUGGGACUACAUUGGGUUUUCAAGCUGAAGAAUAAAAGGAAUCUUUUUUCUUAGCAAGAAGCUGAGUAGAGUUCAGCAGGAUUGAUUCUCAUCAGAACAAAUUAUAUUAAAUUUCAGGCACACAGAUUAACCUCCAUGCCCAGAGAGAUUUCCCAAGAAAUAUCACAUUUUCUAGUGAAUUAAGUCAGCCAGGAAGCCCUGAUAGUAACACAAGCCUGCAACAGCUGAAACAUGAGAACAAUGUGCUCAUGUAUCUCAUGCUGAGAUACUGAGAGAGGAUGAAAACUCUUAGAAAUAUUUGAAGAUACAAAAAGCAAUGUAGAUUAAAAAAGCUUUUCUCUUCCUGAAUAACACAAAGAUAAAAUACAUCCAUGUUUUCAUUCUAUAAAUUCUGAACUUGAAAAGCAGUUUAGCCCUCAUUACUUUCUUGUUACAUGGUGUACUGGUUUGAGUAUCUUAUUAUGGUAAGUUCAUUUUUUAGUAUUUCUAUUUAGCUGAGUGGUUGAAAUAUUGAGAAAUUUAUUUAUUUAUACAAUUCUUUUUUUUCCCUUUUACACAUCCAUCUGAAAACAUGUAAAGUAACCAAUACUUAUCAGGUAGCUCAGCAAGUAGCCAUACCUUCAACACUGGUUUUGUAUAAAAACUACUUAUAUUGAUACCAAAUGAGCUGCACUGCAGUUACAAAGUGUUUUGAGGCAAAAAGAAAUCCUUCUCUUCAGCUCACCUUCCACUCAUCUACCAUGAGUAUAUCCUACCCUCUGUUCUGAACAGUGAAAAGAAAGUCAUGAAACUGGUAAAUUAGGACCAUCUUUGCCUUUUAAACAGAAUUAAACUGGAGUUUUAGCUGUACAGAACUAAGCAUUCCCUCCAACUUGUACAUGAUGCACCUGUAUUAAUUUAUGCAGCUGUUUAGUUACAAGUGUUGCAAGCUGAUUGUAAGUCAUCAGUAUGUGCCUUGUACUGUAAACUGUUACUGUAAUAAAUUUAAUAUUCAUAAACCAUC
Oenanthe melanoleuca is the source of this 4498-nucleotide messenger RNA. RefSeq names its product solute carrier family 6 member 4 (gene SLC6A4). Gene Ontology annotation, molecular function: serotonin binding; serotonin:sodium:chloride symporter activity. Lineage: Eukaryota; Metazoa; Chordata; Aves; Passeriformes; Muscicapidae. The transcript is spliced from 15 exons. Gene Ontology annotation, cellular component: plasma membrane; neuron projection. Gene Ontology annotation, biological process: sodium ion transmembrane transport; serotonin uptake. The coding region runs from base 456 to 2459 and encodes 667 amino acids. The record is from RefSeq and is a predicted model, not a curated record.